GAUUUCAGUCUAGCGUUGACCGUGCUAUGAUUAACAUCAAUUGAACCUAGUGGCCGUUGUGUGAUACGAAAUGAUACGUACCAAAAAUAAUGUUGCCGCGGUGGCACUCCUAUGCCUGGUAGUUGUGAUAGGGGACAAUCGUGUAGAGGUGGAAUCGGCUAAAAUUCUUGGCAUCUUCCCCACCGCCUCCAAAUCGCACUGGAUUCUUGGUUCUUCGCUCUUGAAAGAGUUGGCUCAAGAUGGACACGAGGUAACAAUGAUAAGCCCGUUUCCGUUGAAAAAUGCUCCCAAGACGUAUCGGGAUGUUAACAUUGCAUACAACACGAAUCUGUUUGAUGAUAUAAUGGAUGAAGUGUUCGAGAAAGUCGAUGACAGCAUUGUGGAGAAAAUGAUGGAGCUAGGGACUUUUGUGAAUGAAAUCACCAACACUACGCUCUCAUCACCGGAAGUUCAAGCACUGAUACAUUCCGACGAGACUUUUGAUCUACUGAUCCUAGAAAUAUUCUUAGAUGACGCAUUGCUUGGCUUUGCCGAUCGGUUCAACUGUCCAGUUGUCGGCAUGUCAACCUUUGGUGCUUCCUCGUGGGUGAAUUCGCUCACCGGUUCUCCGCAGCCCUUAUCGUACGUACCGCAUCCAAUGUCAAGUUUUACUGAUAAGAUGAACUUCUGGCAACGGCUCGGUAACGUACUGUUUACUGCGUUUGAUGAAACCCUACUCACUGCCAUGUGCAAUCCAAUACAGCAGAGGCAUUACAACCACUACUUUCCUAACGCCACUCGCUCACUGGAUGAGAUGCGCCGCCACGGUGUCUCGCUCGUGUUAAUCAACAGCCAUUUCAGCUUGAGCUUCCCCCGACCAUAUCUGCCAAACCUGAUCGAGGUCGGUGGUUUCCAUGUCAACCGUAAAGUGAACCCUCUUCCUGAGGACAUCAAAUCCUUUAUCGAGCAAUCGGAGCACGGCGUUAUCUACUUUUCGAUGGGAUCCAACCUUAAACCAUCCAAAAUGGACAAGCAAAAGCGAAACGACGUCAUUAAGGUGCUCUCAAAUCUUAAGCAAAACAUCAUCUGGAAAUGGGACGACGAUACACUUGUCGUCGAUAAGAAGAAAUUCUUGAUCGGAAAAUGGUUCCCUCAGGACGAUAUCCUGGCACACCCGAACGUCAAGCUGUUCAUUACACACGGUGGUCUGCUGAGUUGCACUGAAUCGAUCUAUCACGGUGUGCCGAUCGUGGGCAUUCCGAUUUUCGGCGAUCAACUGCUGAACAUGGCACGAGCGGAACAAUCAGGCUGGGGAAUCGGAGUUACCUAUACCGAGCUCAACGAACAAACGUUCAGCAAAGCGAUCACCACCGUUCUCGGUGACCCAAGCUAUGCUGCAAACGUGAAGACGAUCUCCCGUCGAAUGAGAGAUCAACCCCUGGCGCCAAUGGAUACGGCUAAAUUUUGGGUUGAGUACGUCAUCAGGCACGAUGGCGCAAAGCAUCUUAUAUCUUCCGCACAAGAUCUUAACUUUGUUCAGUACAACAAUUUGGACGUCUACUUGUUUAUUGUGGCAGUGUUUCUAACGAUCGUGUUCGUUGUUAGAUUGAGUUUUAGAAAGCUCUACAGAGCUCUUUGUAAAAGAAUUCGGAACACUCCAACUGUCAAAAAGACGAAUAUGCUAGGCGACAAAAAUAAUAUUGCCUGGGUGGCACUCCUAUGCCUGGUGUUCGUGAUAGGACACAACAGUGUGGUGGUGGAAUCAGCUAAAAUUCUUGGCAUCUUUCCUACUAGUUCCAAAUCGCACUGGAUUCUUGGUUCGGCACUCAUGAAAGAGUUGGCGCAAGAUGGGCACGAGGUGACAAUGAUGAGCCCGUUUCCGCUUAAAAAUGCUCCCAAGACGUACCGCGAUGUAAGGAUUGAUUACAAAACAGGAUUGUUUGAAGCUGCAAUGGACAAAGUCUUUGAUAACAUCGAUAACAGCAUUGUGCAGAAAAUGACCAAGCUUGGAAAUUUCGCAAAUGCAAUCACCAACACUACGCUCUCAUCACCGGAAGUUCAAGCCUUGCUGCAAUCGGACGAAACGUUCGAUCUUGUAAUCCUAGAAAUAUUCCUAGACGAUGCAUUGCUUGGCUUUGCCGAUCGGUUCAACUGUCCAGUUGUCGGCAUGUCACCGUUCGGUGCAUCUCCGUGGGUAAAUUCGCUCACCGGUUCCCCGCAGCCCUUAUCAUACGUGCCGCAUCCGAUGUUAAGCUUUACUGAUAAGAUGAACUUUUGGCAACGGCUCGGUAACGUACUAUUUUCUGCGUUUGAUGGAACCAUAAUCAGCGCCAUGAGCAAUCCGAUACAUCAGAAGCAUUAUGACCACUACUUUCCCAACGCCACUCGCUCACUGGAUGAGAUGCGCCGCCACGGUGUCUCGCUCGUGUUAAUCAACAGCCAUUUCAGCUUGAGCUUCCCCCGACCAUAUCUGCCAAACCUGAUCGAGGUCGGUGGCUUCCAUGUCAACCGUAAAGUGAACCCUCUUCCUGAGGACAUCAAAUCCUUUAUCGAGCAAUCGGAGCACGGUGUUAUCUACUUUUCGAUGGGAUCCAACCUUAAACCAUCCAAAAUGGACAAGCAAAAGCGAAACGACGUCAUUAAGGUGCUCUCAAGUCUUAAGCAAAACAUCAUCUGGAAAUGGGACGACGAUACACUUGUCGUCGAUAAGAAGAAAUUCUUGAUCGGAAAAUGGUUCCCUCAGGACGAUAUCCUGGCACACCCGAACGUCAAGCUGUUCAUUACACAUGGUGGUCUGCUGAGUUGCACUGAAUCGAUCUAUCACGGUGUGCCGAUCGUGGGCAUUCCGAUUUUCGGCGAUCAACUGCUGAACAUGGCACGAGCGGAACAAUCAGGCUGGGGAAUCGGAGUUACCUAUACCGAGCUCAACGAACAAACGUUCAGCAAAGCGAUCACCACCGUUCUUGGUGACCCAAGCUAUGCUGCAAACUUGAAGACGAUCUCCCGUCGAAUGAGAGAUCAACCCCUGGCCCCAAUAGAUACGGCUAAAUUUUGGGUUGAGUACGUCAUCAGGCACGAUGGCGCAAAGCAUCUCAUAUCUUCCGCGCAACAUCUUAACAUCGUUCAGUACAACAAUUUGGACGUCUACUUGUUUAUUGGAGCAGUAUUUCUGACUAUCUUGUUCGUCAUUAGGUCGGGUUUAAGAAAGUUGUAUAGAUCACUUUGCAAAAGCAAUCGGAACACGCCAACUGUCAAAAAGACUAAUUAAUUUUAGCAAAAUUAUAAUAACUGGCUAGUAAUGCAAAGUAAAAAAAAGUGUGUAAAGUGUAAAGUGGCUAGUAAUGUAGUAAUAAAAAUUAUAAGAACUGCAAAAAUGAA
This is a messenger RNA of Anopheles merus, 3357 nucleotides long. RefSeq lists its product as uncharacterized. The coding region runs from base 71 to 3247 and encodes 1058 amino acids. NCBI's taxonomy places the organism in Eukaryota, Metazoa, Arthropoda, Insecta, Diptera, Culicidae. Gene Ontology annotation, molecular function: UDP-glycosyltransferase activity. The transcript has 10 exons. The record is from RefSeq and is a predicted model, not a curated record.